AGACCAACAAAAGUGUAGAUGCGCUUUAAGUACAAGGAUUGUAGAGAAUAUUUACGUCGGAUAUCCCGGAAAAUGUUUAACUUAUACCAACAUAUAAAAUCCGGUGAAAGCAAGGAACAGAAGGAGCCGGAGACCACUGGUCACGACAGGUUCUACCAGGAACGUUCGAGGUCGAGCUUUAGGAAGAAAAAACGGCGUGGGGCCUGCCGUAGAGCGCAGUCUGCCGCGGAAUUGGACCCAGAGUCUGUCGCUGCUGCUAAUAAGAGAGAUGCUUUUCGCAUACGCUCUGUUUCUACGGACAAGGAGGAAAGUGAAGAAGAGAGCUCCGAGCGUGCGCCACUUGUGUCACAGAAAAUAGACUCGCUGGCAAAACUACUGUUCAACAAAUCGUUAAUGGGUUCCGGGUCCGGGAAGUCGUCACCCUCGGAGCCCGCUGCUUCACCCAAACACGGAGAGCGUUCUAUGGAGAGUUCAGUCGCGUUGGCUAUCUGUAAUGAAUAUUUAGCGCACACUCCGAGGUACCACAUGCUAGCUCAGUUGAACCCAAUUGGUGCGCGCGCAAGUAAGAAGUGGUUCGCAAUACACGACAACUCUAUAAAGGCUGACAGACUCCUAAUUCUGAUGCCUUUAACGAGUCAGUGCCCCAUAGAGCCCAACGAGACGUCCCGCGGUCUCAUCAUGGAGCUGUUCCGUGCGUUGCACCACCCCUAUAUCUACCCGGUGCUGGAUGUGGAGCUGUGCAGCGGACACGCGCUCGCCGUGCUGCCUUACAGCUCCAGGGGAAGCUUGAAGGACCUCAUCUUCAAGACAACAUGGAGCGAGGACUACGUUCGUAAAUAUGACUCGGUCGGCACCGGCCUGCCGCCCACCCAAGUGGCGAGGUUCGGGCGACAGAUGCUGGAGGGCCUGCUGUUCCUGAAAGAGAAGGGCUUUCCUCCUUUCCGCCAUUUGCACACGGGCAAUGUCAUGGUGCAGAACGGUGUGGCGAGGAUCUGCGGGCUGGAGAGCACGUUGGUGGGCGCGCCGCCGCGCCGCGCCGCGCGCUCGCUGGCGGCCGAGCGCGCGGAGUCGCUGCAGCUGGGCCACGUGCUGUUCGAGAUGUGCGCCGGCGCAGCCUGCGACCUCACCCUGCUGCCCGCGCUCAGCAACACCUACCCGCAGGUGGUGGAAAUAAUUGAGAUGAUCUUCAGCACGCGACCUCCGACCCUGCACGAGCUGGUGUUAUGCGAGCUGUUCCGGAAGAUCGACUUAAGGGAAAUGAAGGGUUCUUGCUUACCAAACUUCAGCCAGCGUCUGUCGGCCCCGUGCCUGGCGCUGCUCAGCGAGGUGGCGCGAAGGCAGGCCGGGGCGCGGGACGAGUGCACCCCCCCGCGGCGCGGGCCCGCCGACCCUGCCACCCCUAACACCCCCCCCACGCGCAGACGUUACGUGGUAGAACAAGAUUACACUGAAGAAUGGGUGCAUCAGUGGUGACCCGUCGACUUCGCGAUGCGUUUUAAAUAUUAAGUGUUCUCAGAGAGUUGUUAUUACCUCCGCACGUCACGAAGAUUUACAUCUACAUGGGAAACGAAACGAUUUUUUCUACUACAAUUUAGCCCUUAAUUAUUUUAUUAUUUAGAUGGUAACUUGCUAAGCUGUUUCUAAGCGAAAUCGUAGCGGAGCGCUUAAUCGCUUAGCGGCACGUCUUUGUCGGUAGGGUGGUGACUAGCCACGGCAGAAGCCUCCGACCAAACAUAGCAUUGAGUGAGAAGGUAGUAUGAUAUGUAUGAGCAAGAGUGAGAGGGAAGAUAGAAAAAUGCAUAAUGGCGUCAGCGGAGAAUUGGAUGCAUAAUCCGUUGUGGAUAAAGUUGAAUUAAAAAGUUGCUUUACCAAACAUUUUAUUAAUUUACUUUUAGCAUCUCGAAACAAAUGUAAUUCCUAGAUUGACUCUCUCAUUUUUUUUGUUUUUAAUUUGAAUUUAUUUGGUCAGUUGAGGUGCUAAC
This is a messenger RNA of Pararge aegeria (speckled wood butterfly), 1982 nucleotides long. It is a transcript of the gene Slob, whose product is annotated as slowpoke-binding protein. The transcript is spliced from 10 exons. Bases 19 to 1473 code for a protein of 484 amino acids. Lineage: Eukaryota; Metazoa; Arthropoda; Insecta; Lepidoptera; Nymphalidae. The record is from RefSeq and is a predicted model, not a curated record.